CCGUGAAAUCAGCCAUUCAAUCAAUCCCCCGCUUCCUUUCCCGUCUGGGCGUCUGGCCCUCUCGAUCUGCGGCGCAAUGCCGCGCCUUCUCCCAAAGCUGAGACGUCGCGCGCCCCCACGCGCGACCGCUAGGCAGGCUCUUCCUCUUCCCAGUCCUCUCCGGCGCGUAGCCAUCUCCACCGGCCUGCUCCACCAGCCUGCAGGGCGCCCGCAGUACGAGCCCCCGCGACCUGCGCCCGCCCCGGCCAUCCAUCUCCGGCGGCAAACAGAGCGCCGGUCGGACAAGCUCCAGCAACGUGCGCCCCCGCCCAUCUAUCUCCGGCGGCCUGGAGCAACAACGCCUUGCUGGAAUUCGAGAGGUACCCAUCCCGGAGGCGCCGGCGGCAGCCAGCGGCCAGGCUGAAGUCAGCCUCGAGGCGCCAGUGGCGGACCAGUAACAUUCAAGUUAAAGGCUUAUCUGGGAGAUGGUUAAUUUCAAGGUCAGGAUCAGUUUGGAACUUACAUGGGAGAUGUUGAAUAUCACUCUAUCUUUCUAAGAUCAAUGACUUUUGGUGUUUUCAUUUGCAUCAAGUGUUCAGGAGCUCAUAGAAGUCUUGGAGUACACAUAUCCAAGGUCUGUAAUCUUGGGUGGUCAAAGAAUGUAAAUGAGCUUGUUAGUACCCACAGAUACUCUCAAAACCAAAUAAUUGUUUGGAGAUAUCCAACAAUGUCUAAGCUUGCCACUUUGACAGGCCAUACAUACAGAGUAUUGUAUCUAGCUAUUUCCCCUGAUGGACAGACCAUUGUUACUGGUGCUGGUGAUGAAACACACUGGUUUUGGAACGCGUUCCCAUCUCCAAAGUCUCAGACCCUUCUGGGGAGGCCUCCAAGGUGCUCUGCGAUGCCUUCCAAUGGUCUUAGUUUCACUCCAGAAAUGCAACGCAAACGUACAAAAGAGUUUUCUGGUGGAUGGUGCAUGAGAAUAGCUCUAGCACGUGCUUUGUUCAUUGAGCCUGAUUUACUACUACUUGAUGAGCUGACAAACCAUCUUGAUCUUCAUGCUGUGUUAUGGGUAUGGCUAGAAACAUAUCUCCUGAAGUGGCCAAAGACAUUUAUUGUUGUAUCACAGGCUAGGGAGUUUUUGAAUACGGUUGUCACCGACAUUCUUCAUCUGCAUGGUAGAUGAAACGAAUGAGAAAGCCAGAUCCCAUAUGCAGGCAUUCGUUGACAAGUUCCGGUACAAUGCAAAGAGAGUAUCGCUUGUUCAAUCAAGAAUCAAGGUAUGUUUUCUCACAGUCCUCCAUGUUAUUAUUUUGCAAUUCAAAAAAUGUUUCUCUUUUACUGUAUGCGUUAGGUAGUGCGGGAUGUCUGCCUCCUCCACGGAGUUGACGCCGAGUCCCAGCAGCGGCCCUCCCACUCCUUCCACGGUGUUGGAGCAGCGCCCAGGUCUCGUUCCUCUCCUCCGGUGGUGGCUCGGAUGGACUCCGGCACAAAUCACCUGCUCCGGUGCUGCAGCAAGGGCGGCGCAGCGUGGGAGAAAGGGUGGUGAUCGCACCUCAGCGGAAGGGGCCUGGCCGCUUCCCUGAGUCGAUGCAAUAAGUUGAUCAGGUGUACAGGUUUGUCAUUUGAGGGUGGUUCUGAUAUGAUGAUUACCUUGCUUGGUUGCAUUGAAGUCUACAAAAUGCUUCUGAAUGCAGUAUGGGAUUUGGUUCAACUUAUACAUCACUUGUAUUCAAGUAUUGAACUGUGAACUGAAUAACCAAUGGUCCAUAUACGACAGCUGAAAUGGUGAAGCAUUUUAAUUUAACCUUCAUACAAAAUAAUCGUAUCUUUUUGUUCUAGGCAUGCCAAUAGUGCAGACCAUUUUACUAUUAAAGAGAGGUCCCUCUCUUGCCUAAGAUGGUCGGGAUUGGCUCAAGGUCUCACCGUUGUUGCUCAAGUUCAGCGGACUAUAUUCAUAUUGGAUGGCCAUCUCUUAAGGUAAGUGUGACCAUACAAUAACCAUAGAUUACAUUGUGUCUCUAUGUUUUGUAUUACUCUAACUGCUCUAAUCCUUUUGUAUUAAGCUAUCAAUUUCUAUUAGCUUCAUGAAAUAGAACUUGCAUGCCAUGUAUAGCCUCUUAGAUGUAGAUGUACAACUACCACCAGUUACAUGAUCGAAUGCAAAAAAAAAAAAAA
This is a messenger RNA of Panicum virgatum (switchgrass), 2157 nucleotides long. Its product is annotated as NU+ prion formation protein 1-like. Lineage: Eukaryota; Viridiplantae; Streptophyta; Magnoliopsida; Poales; Poaceae. Bases 503 to 1165 code for a protein of 220 amino acids. Gene Ontology annotation, molecular function: GTPase activator activity; ATP binding; ATP hydrolysis activity. The transcript has 13 exons. The record is from RefSeq and is a predicted model, not a curated record.